Tetrahymena thermophila SB210 is the source of this 2733-nucleotide messenger RNA. Its product is annotated as peptidase M1 family aminopeptidase. Gene Ontology annotation, molecular function: peptide binding; metalloaminopeptidase activity; zinc ion binding. The record is from RefSeq and is a predicted model, not a curated record. Lineage: Eukaryota; Ciliophora; Oligohymenophorea; Hymenostomatida; Tetrahymenidae. Gene Ontology annotation, biological process: peptide catabolic process; proteolysis. Gene Ontology annotation, cellular component: cytoplasm. The transcript has 5 exons.
AUGUCAUAUAACGAGUAUUCAAACGAAAAGCCUAGAUUUUUAAGUUAAGCUUAAGCAGAGAGAAGAAGACAACAAUUUGUUGAACAUUCAAUUAACUACAAGCUUUAAUUAAGAUUAGAUAAGGGUGAAAAAUAUCAAGGUGUUGUUGAAGUAGAAUUCAAUUUAACUAAUGCAGGUAGAGAUCUCUUUAUUGAUUAUUAAGGUUCAUCUAUCGAAAAGGUAGUUAUCAACAAAGCUGAACUUGGAAAAGCAGGUGAUUCCUAUUUGAAUUAAAUUUGGAAUGGUCUUUUUGUUAAGCUUCCUACUCAAUAUUUGAAUAAUGGCAGAAACGUUGUAACAAUCGUAUUCUCAAAUGAAUAUUGCAAUGAUGGUUGUGGUUUACACAGUUUUACUGAUACUGAUGGUAAAUAGUAUAUCUAUUCUCAAUGCGAGCCUUACUGGUGUAAUCGUAUAUUCCCUUCAUUUGAUCAACCAGAUUUGAAGGCAACCCUUGAAGCCACCAUAGUUGCUCCUAAAGAUUGGGUUAUUCUUUCAAAUGAAUUAAAGUCUCAUGAAGCUCAUUUCUCUCAAUAGGACUACAAGACCCAUAACCCUACUAUGCCUUACUCAUGCAGUAUCCUUGGAAAUAUUCCUGAAAAUAAUGAUUAUCAUUACGCAGUAUUUAACAAGACACAACUUUAUCCUACAUAUCUUUUUGGCUUUGUUGCUGGUCCCUAUGGAGAAAUUAAGUGCCAAGAAACCUAUAACAACAUUCCUAUGAGUUUGUAUUGCAGACAAUCUUUGAUGGUUCACUUAUAGAAGAUGUCAGAUUGGUUAUUUGCUUCUACAAUUGAAUCUAUGAAGCUCUACGAAGACUUAUUUGGCUAUCCUUAUCCUUACCACAAAUACGAUUCAGUCUUUUGUCCUGAAUAUAACAUGGGUGCUAUGGAAAACACAGGUUUAGUUACAUUCAAUGAUUUGUAUAUUUUCAGAGAAGAAAAAACUGCUUCAUCUUAUACAAGUUUCCUCAACACAGUUACUCAUGAACUCUCUCACCAUUGGUUCGGUAACCUCGUUACUAUGAAGUGGUGGAACGACUUGUGGUUAAACGAAUCUUUUGCUGAUUUUAUUAGUCACUACAUCAUCUCUAAGAUGACUGUAAGCCACAAGCCCUUGAUAAACAUUUGGAUUGAAUUUAACUUAAGAAAGUCAUGGGGUUACCGCACUGAUUAAUUGAAUACAACACAUCCUAUUGCUUGUGUUGUUGAAAAUACUGAAGCUGCUGAUUCCAUUUUCGAUGGUAUCUCAUACUCUAAAGGUAGUGCUACUCUUCGUUAAUUAAUGUCAUUAAUGGGAGAAAAACCCUUCAGCGAUGCAUUAAAGAAAUAUUUCAAGAAGUUCGAAUUUAGAAAUGCUGUUCUUGAUGAUUUGAUUGAAUUCUUUGAUCAAGAAUUCAAAUAAUUAAAUCUUGGAUUCUCUCUACAUGAAUGGUAGAAAUCUUGGAUUUAAACUGCAGGUUUGAACGAAUGUUAACCUGUAUUCAAUCCUGAAGAUAGAAGUGCUAAUGCUUCCCUCAAGAUUGUCUAAACUCCUGCACUUCCUCAACACCCUACUCUUAGAAGACAUAAAUUAUAAGUUGCCUUCUUUGACGAAAAUGCUAAUAUUACUACUUACCCUGUCUUACUCAAUGAAGCUCAUGAAACUGUUCUAAAUUACGAUGCAAGCAAAACCUAAUUCAAGGCUGUCUUGCUUAAUUAUGGUGAUUGGGGAUUUAUUAAGGUCCUCCUUGAUGACAUCUCAAUUGAAUUCUUUAAAUUAAAUUUACAUAAAAUUACAGAUAUUGUUACAAGAACCCUUAUUUGGAGAGCUUUCUUUGACAUGGUCAGAGAUGGAAAACUCUCUUCUGAAGAAUAUAUUGAUAUCUUCAUAAAUGCUAUUCCUAAUGAAACUUCUGAUGAUAUUAUUACCUCUUAACUCUAAUACUUAUAAGGUGCUUACUCUAGCUUCACCCCUGAAUAAUACAAGUUAGUUUUAGGUGAGCGUGUUUUCAAUUUCUUACUCAAGUAUCUUUUGAGUAUUCCUGCUGAAAAUAAAAAUAGAAUUAUUGCAGUAAGAGACAAACUUGAUGGUUUUGCUAGAUCUGAUGCUCAUAUUGCUAAGUUACUUGCUUGGUAUAACGGUACUGAUGAAGAUCUUAAAAACAUUGAAGUUGGUUUAUCAGUUUAAUGGAGAAUUGUUUCCCUCGUACAUAAGAGUAGAAAAUAUACCAGAGAAGAAAAGACUUAGCUUUUCAAGAAAUAGGCUGAAAGAGAUCCUAGUGAUACAUCCAAGAAUUACGAAUAAAAAUGUAAGGCUUUAGAUGUUAAUGCUGAAGAAAGAGAAAAAUUAUGGAAUUUCUACUUCUCCGCUGAAAAUACUCUCUCUGUAAGAAACCUAGAAUAUUCUUGGAGUGGUUUCAAUAGUUCUUUCAACCACGAAGAACUUGAACCAUAUUUUGAAAAAUUCUUUGAAAAGAUCUUACAUGUUUAUGAUACCAAACCCAAAGAAUUUGCAAAUGAUUUCUAUUAAUAUUUACUUCCCAACACUGAAGACUAUGCAAAACUAAUUUCAAGACUUGAAAGCCUUUUAAGUAACCUUAAUGAAAAGUAUGUUUUCUUACAGCGUUACAUUAAGGAAAGCAUAGAUGAUUGCUAACGUAAAUAGAGAACUCAUAAUUGCUUUAGAACCAGAGCUCCCUUAGCAAAAACUAAUUGA